AUGACCAAGCCGAAUACCAAGCCAAUUACCGUCUGGUUGACCCCUUCUGGCCCCAAUCCAUGGAAGGUUGUCCUCAUCCUCGAGGAACUUCAGGUGCCUUACGUGAUUGAAUCGUUCAAGUUCAACGAUGUCAAGAAGAAACCCUACACCGAUAUCUGCCCCAACGGUCGUGUACCGGCGAUCGUAGACCCCAACACCGACCUGACCCUCUGGGAGUCCGGCGCCAUUAUCCAGUAUCUGGAGGAGGUCUACGACACGGAGAAGAAGCUGACCUAUGAGUCACUUAACGAGCGACAACUGUUGAACCAGUACCUUCAUUUCCAGAUGAGUGGACAAGGGCCUUACUAUGGCCAGGCUGGAUGGUUCAACGUUCUACACCCCGACAGAAUUCCCUCCGCCAUGGAGCGCUACAACGGCCAAGUGCACCGCUUGCUGGACGUGCUCAACACAUGUCUUGAAGGCAAGACUUGGCUCGUUGGCGAUAAAUGUACGUACGCCGAUUUGUCAUUCGUGCCAUGGAACUGUCGACUGGACAUGCUGCUGCAGACACCCCCAGAGGAGGAUCCCCUGGCACAAUACCCCAAUGUGCAGGCCUGGCAUAACCGCAUGGUUUCCCGACCUUCAUGGAAACGCUGCAUGGAGGUUCGAGACAAGCUCAUGGAUGAUCAGGGCUUGACGCCCAAAGGCAUGCCUAAGGGGAUCAACAAUAUCAAAGAGUAUGAGGAUCUUAUUGCUCGGGAGGCCGCCGAGAAGGAGCAACAGUAA
Molecule: messenger RNA, 765 nt
Organism: Aspergillus bombycis
Lineage: Eukaryota; Fungi; Ascomycota; Eurotiomycetes; Eurotiales; Aspergillaceae
Product: glutathione S-transferase family protein
Exons: 5
Coding region: 1-765 (254 amino acids)
Source: RefSeq, a predicted model, not a curated record